This is a messenger RNA of Fulmarus glacialis (Northern fulmar), 444 nucleotides long. Its product is annotated as transmembrane protein 80-like. NCBI's taxonomy places the organism in Eukaryota, Metazoa, Chordata, Aves, Procellariiformes, Procellariidae. The transcript has 4 exons. The record is from RefSeq and is a predicted model, not a curated record. The annotation marks the transcript as partial. Gene Ontology annotation, cellular component: ciliary transition zone. Gene Ontology annotation, biological process: non-motile cilium assembly.
UUCUUCUCUUUAUUUUUCCCUUCUCUACGGAAAGGAAGAACUUCAUCAGUUCUGUCAUCUGUUCCUUUACAGAUUCUAUUUUACGUAAAUGGCAUUUAUUACAUCUUUUACUUCUUGGCAACUCUUGCAAUGAUUGUUUAUAAAAGUCAAGUUUUCAGUUAUCCAGAUGAUUUUUUGGCUCCUGAUCUCACCUUGCUUUUCAUUAUGGCCAUUCUUGAAGUGCUCCGAUUAUACUUGGGUUCAAAGGGUAACCUGACAGAAGAAGAGGCUCCAUUAGGGCUCAGUCUUGUGAUCACGGUCGGAAGUGUGAUUCUGUCUGUAUAUUUCCUGGUGUGGCAAACUUACGUGCUGAAAGCAGACGUCAUUAUAAAUGCUGUUCUUCUCUUUACAUACGGGCUUGAGUCAGUACUACAGGUCAUAGCCAUUGCUGCUUUUGUCAGCUAA